AAUAUUUGUUAUGUUAUUUUCUAUUGGUGGACCUAUGAGUCAUACAGCUAACAGACAAAUGGAAAACUGUGCCUGAGAGUGUAGUGCUCUUGCUGCGCAUCUGUGUUUCUGUCAGUUGCCAUUCGGCUUAUAAGGAAGGCUUUUCUUCACUUGAUGCGUGUACAACACUGAAUUUCGGUCUCUGGAGUCGACGUACGCAAGUGUCUGCACGAAUGCCAAGUUAAAGUCUUCUUUUGGAAAUCGAAUGUCUUCAGAGGAUAUCUAGAAACCUUUAUUUGAAUCAACUUUGAAGAUGGCUAACAAGGCGGAAUCAGUGAGCAGCAGUGAAAGCGUUCUGAGCUGGGAGCAGGUGAGCCGCCUGAAUGAGGUCCUGACGGAGGCGGUGCCUGUCCACGGUCGGGGGAACUUCCCCACUCUUGAGGUGCGGCUGAAGGACAUUGUGCAGAUGGUGCGCACACGUCUGGAGCUGAGGGGGAUUAAAGUGAAAGAUGUCCGCCUAAACGGAUCCACGGCCAGCCACGUGCUGGUCCAGGACAUUGGCUGGAGCUACAAGGACCUGGAUGUCAUCUUCAGAGUGGACCUGCCCCGGGAAGCAGAGUUCCAGCUCAUCAAAGAUGUGGUGCUUGGAACUCUCCUGGACUUCCUCCCUGACGGGGUGAACAAGGAGAAGAUCACCCCCAUGACCCUCAAAGAGGCUUACGUUCAGAAACUGGUUAAAGUCUACACAGAGCAAGACCGCUGGAGUCUCAUCUCGCUGUCCAACAACAACGGCCGCAAUGUGGAGCUGAAGUUUGUGGACUCCAUCCGCCGGCAGUUUGAGUUCAGCGUGGACUCCUUCCAGAUCGUGCUGGACUCCCUGCUUUCCUUCUACGACUUGUCCAAGACCCCCAUGUCUCUGCACUUCCACCCCUCUGUGAAGGGGGAGAGCAUGUACGGGGACUUCAGCAUGUCACUGGACCACCUCAGGAACAAGCUGAUCGCCACCAAGCGGCCAGAGGAGAUCCGUGGCGGUGGGCUGCUGAAGUACUGCAACCUGCUGGUGCGUGACUUCAGGCCCACCUCGGAGGAGGAGUUCAAGGGCCUGGAGCGCUACAUGUGCUCGCGCUUCUUCAUCGACUUCCCCGACAUUGGCGAGCAGCAGCGCAAGCUGGAAGGCUACCUGCAGAGCCACUUUGUCGGGGAGGAGAAGAGCAAGUAUGACUACCUCAUGAUCCUGCGCCGCGUGGUCAACGAGAGCACGGUGUGCCUCAUGGGCCACGAGAGACGCCAGACCCUCAACCUAAUCUCGCUGACUGCUUUCCGGGUGUUGGCGGAGCAGAACGCCAUCCCGGACGCCUCCAGUGUGACCUGCUAUUACCAGCCAGCGCCCUAUGUCCGAGACCACAACUUUAGCAACUACUACGUGGCCUCGUGUAACCAGAACAUUCCAACAUGGCUGCCAUGUAACUGAGACACAGAGAUGAGGACUGCUUUGUGAGGAAAAAUAUGCCAAAAAAAGAAUUGGCCCAUAGCUGAUGUUUCCCUCUAGGCAUAAAGGAUAUAUUUAAAUGGACAUGUUUUGUUUUUUGGACUCCCUUUUCCUUUCUCAUUCCUUGUCUGCAGAGAUGUCAUAAACAUCAGAUAUAAAGUGAUAUUUUUUAAGUGUUUGGACGGAUUAUAGUUUUUGGACUUGUCCGGAUAGUAUAGUUUUGUUUCCCCAUGUGACCAUGUCCCAGUUCCUAAUGAAUGUCCUAAUUCAAGACUGAGUUGUCCUUGGUGCCUUAACCCCAGGUGUCCCCCAGUUUGUCAACUUAGUAGAUGGUUCAUCUCUAAAGAAGGGGAAGUCACCAUUGCAUUGAAGGUCCUGUGUUUUGAAAAAAUGUGGACAAGAAAAUCAGAAAAUAUUGUUAAGGAAAAAAAAAGCAUAAAAGACAAAUUAAGUAAAAAGUAUAUAAGAUAAAUUGAAAAAAAAA
Molecule: messenger RNA, 1952 nt
Organism: Osmerus eperlanus (European smelt)
Lineage: Eukaryota; Metazoa; Chordata; Actinopteri; Osmeriformes; Osmeridae
Gene: tent5c
Product: terminal nucleotidyltransferase 5C
Exons: 2
Coding region: 293-1450 (385 amino acids)
Biological process (GO): mRNA stabilization
Molecular function (GO): RNA binding; poly(A) RNA polymerase activity
Source: RefSeq, a predicted model, not a curated record